AUGGGCCGCCUCCCUCUCCUCCUGCUGGUCGCGGCCGUGCUCCCCGGCGGGGCCCUCGGCCAGUCCGAGGCCAUCAACCGUUGCGGGAGCCCGGCUCCGUCCGUGUGCAACUUCGUGUGCGACUGCAGAGACUGCUCCGACGAGAACCACUGUGGCUACCACAAGGAAUCCCCGGCUCUGGGAGCCCCCUUCGCCUGCGACCUGGAGCAGAACUCCUGCGGCUGGCGGGACGUCAGCACCUCGGCCUACCGCUGGCUGCGGGACCGGGCCGGGGCGGCCGUCGUCGGGGGGCCGGCGCCCCGCUCUGACCACACCUGGGGCACCGACCUGGGCUGGUACAUGGUGGCCGGGGCUCACCGCGGGAAGGAUGCGGCGACGGCGGUCCUGCGGUCCCCGACCGUGCACGAGGCGGCCCCCACCUGCGAGAUGCGCCUCUGGUACCGAGGCUGGGGGGAAGAACGCCCGGAUCCCGGGGAGCUGCGGGUGGAGCUGACCCACGGGCGGGAGACCCUGAUCCUGUGGCAGAGCGCCGGCCCUGUCGGGGACUUCUGGAAAGAACUGGUGGUGCCUACGGGCCGGGUGCCGGGCAGUUUUUGGAUCACCAUCUCCUCUAUCCGCAAUGCCACCCACCGGGGGGCUGUGGCCCUGGACGACGUGGAGUUCUGGAACUGCGGCCUGCCCCCCCCCCAGGCCCGGUGCCCGCAGGGCCACUUCCGCUGUGCCCGGAGAGCCUGCGUGGAGCCCGACCUGGCGUGUGACGGGGAAGACGACUGCGGAGACGGGUCGGACGAGGAGAGGGAGGGGGAAGCGUCCCGCUGUGCCACCGGCAUGGUGACAGACUUCGAGGACUUCGAGUCUGGGCUGGAGCCGUGGGAGAUUGCCCAGGGCUGGGUCCUGAGCAACGGUUCCGCGGCGUCGGGCCUGUCGGCCCGGCCCCGGCGGGACCACGGCAGGAACAGCGCCACGGGCUCCUUCCUGCUCUACACGGGGUCUGACAGCCCAGCCCAGCUCAUCAGUUUCCCCCUUCAAAGCUUCAACGUCUGCACUCUGACCUUCUAUUAUUAUCUGCACGGCUCGGAGGGGGGCAGCCUCCUCCUCUUCCAACAGCCCCUGACCCCGGUCCCCCCGUCCGCCCCCAAGGCCCCGGCCCGCUUCCCGCUCCGGAGCCGGGCGGGAGACCUGGGGGUGGCCUGGGUCCGCGACGUGGUUCAGAUUCGAUCCGAUCUGCCCUUCCAGAUCAUCCUGGAAGGGAAGACGGGGCCAGGGGGAGUCGUGGGCCUGGACGACCUGAUCCUGUCCCAGGGGUGCAGAGAGUUGCCCGAGACCCUGGGGUCCCCAGAGCCUCGCUUCCCGCCGACGGAGACGCCCAGCCCGCGGACAGCGGGGACGCCCGCCCCGGUGUCUCCUGGCCCGGCCCGCUCCUUCUCUUCGGCGGAAGACCCCUGCGGUCCCGGCCAGUUCGCCUGUGACGACCGGUGCCUCCGGGAUGAGCAGCGUUGCGACUUCAUCGCUCAGUGUACCGACGGCACUGACGAAGAGGGCUGUGGCCAGACGACCUUCGAAGAGGCGGACGUGGGCUGGAGGGAUGUCAGCUCGGGCCGGCUGCAGUGGGUGAGGCAGGAGGCCGGCGACGACACCGUGCCCCGCGUCGACGCCAGCAACAGCUCCGCGGGUCACUUCCUGAGUCUGCAGAAGGCGCCGGGGAAGCUGUUGGGCCUGGCCCGGGCGCGCACCCUUCCGCUGGGCCCCUCCGGCCCGGACUGCACCCUCCACCUGGCCUACUUCCUCCAGAGCGGCCCCGGAGGGUUCCUGGCCCUCAGCGUGGCGGAGGAGGGCGCCCGGAGGCUAGCCUGGCAGGGCCGGGGCAGGAGCGGAGCCGAGUGGACCCGGGUGAAGGUGCCGCUGGGAGAACGAGACCGACCGUUCCAGGUGGAGCUCCUGGGGCAAAUAGAUCCGGAAGCCCCUGGGUCACCAGUGGCCGCCGUGGACAACGUGAAGUUCGAGAACUGUGACCCCAACCUGCCCCCGUCGGAAGCCCCAGAGCUGUCGUGUAACUUCGAGAAGGGCCCGUGCGGCUGGUACCCGGAGCGGAGGAGCGACGCGGUCUGGAGUCGGUCCAGGAUCCACGGCCCCGGCUACGACCACACCACGGGCCGAGGCUACUUCAUGUACCUGGAUCCCACGGCCCCGCCGGCCCGGGGGCCCAGGGCCCACCUGCUCACCGCCCCCCAGGUGCCCGCGACUUCCAUUCAGUGCCUCUCCUUCUGGUACCACCUGUACGGGCCGCAGAUCGGGACCCUGAGCCUACUGCUGAGACGGCCCGGCCAGCCAGACGCCCGGCUGUGGGCCAGGGCGGGCACUCACGGCAACCGCUGGCACGAGGGCUGGGCCACCCUCCACCACCCUGACCCGACCGGCCGGUUCCAGCUGGUGUUCGAGGCGGAGCGGAACGCUUUCCACGGCAACAUGGCCCUGGACGACAUCACCGUGCGGCCUGGCCCCUGCUGGGCUCCCAGGCGCUGCUCCUUCGAGGACUCGGACUGCGGGUUCUCGUCCGACGGGCCCGGGGGCUGGAAGCGCCGGGGGGACAUCGCCGGUGGUGCCGCCGUGGGCCCCGGCCCGGGCACCGACCACACCACGGAGACGGCCCAGGGGCACUACAUGGUGGUGGACACGAGCCCGGAUGCGCUGCCCCGGGGGCGAGGGGCCACCAUGACGUCCGACGAAAAUGCCCCCCUGCCCCGGCCCAGCUGCCUGAUCUUCUGGUACCGGAUGAGCCCCCUCAAGCCCGGCACGCUGAUUGCCUACGUGGAAGAGGGCAGAAAGCACCAGGUGUUCAGAGUCAGCGACAGGGGCGGGUUCACCUGGCGCCUGGGCAGCAUCGACGUCCGGGCCGACGGAGCGUGGAAGGUGGUGUUUGAAGCCGUGGGGACAGGCCGGGAACACUCGUACGUCGCUGUGGAUGACCUUCACCUGCAGGACGGCCCCUGCCCCCAGCCGGCUUCCUGUGACUUUGAGUCCAACAUGUGCGGGUGGAGCCACAGACCCUGGCCCGGCCUCGGGGGCUACAGCUGGGACUGGAGCGGUAGCGCCACUCCCUCCCGGUAUCCCCUGCCCCCGGUGGACCACACCCUGGGCACCGCGGCCGGCCACUCGGCCUUCUUCGACACCGGCGUGCUGGGCCCCGGGGGCCGGGCGGCCUGGCUGCUCAGCGAGCCCCUCCCCGCCACCGAAGUCUCCUGCCUACGGUUCUGGUACCACGUGGGCUUCCCGGAGCACUUCUACAAGGGCGAGCUGAGGGUGUUGCUGGGAAACGCUCGGGGCCAGCUCGGCGUGUGGGGUGCCGGGGCCCAGCUCAGGCACCAGUGGUUGGAGGCCGAGGUCGAGGUGGCGAGCCCCGAGGAGUUCCAGAUCGUGUUUGAGGCGACGCUGGGGGGCCAGCCGGUCACGGGGGCCAUCGCCCUGGACGACAUCACCUACCAGGCGGGCCGAAGGUGCCGGACCCCCGCCCCCGUUGAAGAGGAGACCCCGCGGGUGUCAUCGGUGGCCGUGGGGGUGGCCGGCGCCAUCCUGGCCACGGUGCUCCUGGGGCUGGUCGCGGUCGGGGGCCGGCGCUGGAUCAAGCAGAAGAAAGGGGGCCCGUUCGCGAGGAAGAGCGUGGAGGGCGUCGUGGCUCCGGGCUUCGAAAACGUCGUCUUCAACGAGGACCGUGUCACCCUGCCGUCGGUAACGGGAGACCAGUAGGCGCCGGCGCCCCCUGUUCGGCCGGCCCGCUCCCGGCCGGCUCUGGCGCGCCCCGGCUUCCGAGGAAAACCGGCGAUGGCCCUGUAGGCGUUGCAACUUCCGGGAGCGUUAGGAAACUCCCCGAGGCCUCCGAGAGGAACGCCCUCUUCCCCCGCACCGCGGCCUCGGGCCGUACAGCCCGACCUUGACGGGCCGAGAACCGUUCUUUGGGGGAAGGCUCCUCCUUUGAUUCGAAUGGAUGAUUUGUAAUCGGUGUCCCGGAAGUAAAUGUGAUCGAUUGAAUCCGUG
Molecule: messenger RNA, 4032 nt
Organism: Ornithorhynchus anatinus (platypus)
Lineage: Eukaryota; Metazoa; Chordata; Mammalia; Monotremata; Ornithorhynchidae
Gene: MAMDC4
Product: MAM domain containing 4
Exons: 29
Coding region: 1-3744 (1247 amino acids)
Cellular component (GO): membrane
Molecular function (GO): protein binding
Source: RefSeq, a predicted model, not a curated record